Ogataea parapolymorpha DL-1 is the source of this 1224-nucleotide messenger RNA. RefSeq names its product alpha 1,6-mannosyltransferase. The transcript has a single exon. Gene Ontology annotation, cellular component: mannan polymerase complex. Gene Ontology annotation, molecular function: alpha-1,6-mannosyltransferase activity. Gene Ontology annotation, biological process: protein N-linked glycosylation. Bases 1 to 1224 code for a protein of 407 amino acids. The record is from RefSeq and is a predicted model, not a curated record. Lineage: Eukaryota; Fungi; Ascomycota; Pichiomycetes; Pichiales; Pichiaceae.
AUGAGUAUUGGAGCUAAUAACAAUAGCUCUCUUGGAAGUGCGGUGGCCAAACUAUGGAACAACUAUAAGUACCUGGCGAUCUCUACAUUAUCUGUGUUUCUCAUUUUGAAUUUGGUGGUCUCGAAUUCCGGCUCCAAUCCGUCUUUCAGUCUCAGCCAAAGCUAUACACAGGAUGUUGGCUCCGCUAGCCAUAACGCUACGACUGUUGUCUCUAAGCCACCAAGAAAGAACGUGAAGGACAUGUACACUAUUGAGGCGAGGCUGAUCGCCAACUUCCCUUACAAUGCAAACGAGAAUAUCGAAGAACAAAUCUGGCAGUUGUGGAACGUUCGCGCAGAUGAUAAAAACUUUCCUGAGGAGUGCAAGCCACACAUCGAGAGGUGGAGAACCGUCAACGACAAUUACAAUCACAACCUCAUUACCUUGUCUGAUGCUGAGGACACUGUUGUGGACUACCUUCGUCCCAGUGUGCCAGAGGUUGUGGAUGCUCUUAGAUUCCUUCCUCAUGACCGUCUCAAGUACGAGUUCCUAAAAUAUCUGCUUGUGUACAUCAAAGGUGGACUUUAUGCAGACAUUGACACUACAGACAUCAAGCCGCUGAAAUUUUGGUAUGACUCCAAGGUGAUUGGGGCCAGAUUGAUGGUUGGAAUCUCCGCCGAUUACAACGACCAAAACUGGGAAAAGCUCUACAAUAGACGUCUCUCAUUUGGGAACUCGAUCUUCCGUGCCAAAUCGCACCAUCCAUUCCUGGCGAAGCUGAUAGCGAGAAUCACGUAUAUUUGCUUCACUCAACAGGAACUAGUGAAGAGCACUAACUGGGACGAGGUUUUUGAUAAUGUCGAUGCGAACGGCGAGCCUCUUAUCCAGUUCACCGGCCCUUCCAUUUUCACAGACACGCUCUUUGAGUAUAUGAACGAACUGAAUGAUGCUGUGUUUAUUCGCGUCGCCAAAAACGAGAGAGACAAGGAUUUGAAACCGAUUGUCGGGCCUAAGGUUCCUGAAAACCAACGAUUCUCGUACAGAUCAUUUAGCGGUGCCAUUGCACCUACCCAGGUGGACGAUAUCAUUGUGAUGCCACACAUCACCUUCAAUGGGCCGGAAAAUGCCCAAAGGGACGAAUACGACGAUAACGACGAGAAGCAGGGCUACGAAAAGUACUACUAUGCUCGCUCGCUGUCGCUCACCAAUUGGAGCAAUAGAAAACAAAAAAUUCAGUCCACAUGA